Molecule: messenger RNA, 505 nt
Organism: Nomascus leucogenys (northern white-cheeked gibbon)
Lineage: Eukaryota; Metazoa; Chordata; Mammalia; Primates; Hylobatidae
Gene: CCL14
Product: C-C motif chemokine ligand 14
Biological process (GO): inflammatory response; positive regulation of GTPase activity; positive regulation of ERK1 and ERK2 cascade
Cellular component (GO): extracellular region
Molecular function (GO): CCR chemokine receptor binding; chemokine activity
Source: RefSeq, a predicted model, not a curated record
AUUUCUCAACAAUUCCUCACCGCAGGAGCCUCUGAAGCCCCCACCAGGCGAGUUCUCCUCCUGCAACAGCUUCCCACAGCAUGAAGGUCUCCGUGGCUGCCAUUCCCUUCUUCCUCCUCAUCACCAUCGCCCUAGGGACCAAGACUGAAUCCUCCUCCCGGGGACCUUACCACCCCUCAGAGUGCUGCUUCACCUACACUACCUACAAGAUCCCGCGUCAGCGGAUUGUGGAUUACUAUGAGACCAACAGCCAGUGCUCCAAGCCCGGAAUUGUCUUCAUCACCAAAAGGGGCCAUUCCAUCUGUACCAACCCCAGUGACGAGUGGGUCCAGGACUACAUCAAGGACAUGGAGGAGAACUGAGUGACCCGGGGGGUGGCGAAGGCACAGCUCAGAGACCUAAAGAGAAGAUGCCAAGGCCCCCUCCUCCACCCACCCCUAACUCUCAGCCCCAGUCACCUUCUUGGAGCUUCCCUGCCUUGAAUUAAAGACCACUCAUGCCCUUC